Messenger RNA from Oldenlandia corymbosa var. corymbosa, 607 nucleotides. NCBI's taxonomy places the organism in Eukaryota, Viridiplantae, Streptophyta, Magnoliopsida, Gentianales, Rubiaceae. The record is from the annotation of a GenBank genome assembly.
UUAUCAUCAUCAUUAUAUAGGAAACGAAACUUUAGUUUUAGAAAAAAGGGGGAAAAAAAAAGGAAUGGCCAAAAUGUUACAAAAUUGUGGCGUUACAAGUUUAAUCGUAGCAAUGACAGCAAUAUCAUUUCUUGCAGCUGUGGAAAAUAGCUACGAUUUGAUCGCAAUAGCGUGCAGCAAAACCCCAUAUUACCAGCUCUGUGAAUCUACCCUAAGGAAUGACCCAAAAAGCUGGGAUGCCAACCUCAAUGGCCUAACCCUAAUCAUGCUCAAUUCACUCUCAUUCCGCUCCAACCGAACCCUCGACGCCAUCAAUCAGUUUCUCAAGGAAAAGCCAGAAUUGAAAGUCCCUUUGACUAAUUGCCUCAACCUUUAUAGUUCCGUUGUGAAUUUCUUCAUCGUUGAUGCCAUUAAGGCCGCUAAUCGGAGUGAUAUUCCCCUUGGUCAAGAGUAUAUGUAUGAUUCCAAAAAGAGUAUUCACGAUUGUGAAAAUGGUUUCAAACCAAACCCUUCUCCUUUGGGUGUUGCUAAUGGCAUCAAUUCUGAUAUUUGUGAUAUCGCCUACAAUAUGUUCGGCUUGAUGAACACCACUUUAAUUCACUCUUGA